Messenger RNA from Episyrphus balteatus (marmalade hoverfly), 3890 nucleotides. RefSeq names its product myogenesis-regulating glycosidase. Gene Ontology annotation, molecular function: hydrolase activity, hydrolyzing O-glycosyl compounds. Bases 1044 to 3767 code for a protein of 907 amino acids. NCBI's taxonomy places the organism in Eukaryota, Metazoa, Arthropoda, Insecta, Diptera, Syrphidae. Gene Ontology annotation, biological process: carbohydrate metabolic process. The record is from RefSeq and is a predicted model, not a curated record. The transcript has 7 exons.
GAAGAAUAUACGUACUAUAUUUGUGUAUUUUUAUUUUGUUGAUAUCGAUCGAUUGUAAUGAUCCCGAGUUUCUAACUAUUUGCUUGGUCGGUUCGUCUAGCUUUGCCGGUUUUUGUAUUAUAUUCGUCUGAUAAAUAUACAAUUCUAAUAGACCGCAACGACUACAACACAACAAAGCUACGACGACGUCGGUCGGUCGUUUAGCAAUGGUGCGUUGCAAGGGGGUAACUAUUAUCAUCAUUCGAUCGUCAGUUUUAUCGAAUUUAUGAUAAUUAUCAUUCCGUCAUUCGCACUCUUUACAGACACUACAAGUAACUCUGCUGCUGGCCUCCUACACCUUUUAUUACGAUUGUCAGCAGCUUGAUCAUCCGUCCAUUUCGAACUGAUUUGAUAUUCACAUCGCGCGAAACUUCGCGAUCUCAUUCCGUUUUGAAUCGUUCGCCUUGUAGCACACAUAUUUUUAUGAAUUUUGAUUAAAACUUUUAUUUUUUGCAAAAAAAAAAAAGUUGAUAAGUUUUUUUUUCUACUGUUUCUGUUAAGUUCAAAAGAACCGUCGCGGUCUUCAUAGUCUAAAGGGUUUUUACCAGAAAAGAGUAUCAACAAAAAAUCCACGCAUUUUAAUUUUUGUUUGGUUGACGUAAAAUUUUGACGGUUUUUUGUAUUGGUUUUUUGGUUUUUAUAGUUUAAGAAAGUUUUGGGUCUUUGGGCUUAAGUGAGUUGAGGAGCAUCUUCAUUUUUUCUGUCUGAAUUUUACUAAGUUCCAAGCGAAUAUAUUCAACAAGUGGAUUUAUGAUUUUUUUUUUUCUCGAGAGUAAUGAAUGAUGCUGAUGCUUUUUAGUGAAUCAAAACCAAUUUAAAAGUUCUGCAAAAAUUAUUUAAAAUUAUUAUACAUGCUGCGGGGUGAUUCAAAAAAAUUAUUCCGUGUCCCUUUGUCGUGGUGGUGGUGGUUCCGUCCCGUCCGUUGUCAUUGUUUGACAGGAGCAAUGAAUUAACACAAAACAACCACAAAAAUUACAUCUGUAACUUGGAUCUUAAGCCAAAAUAUGAGUAACCCAACUUAUAGUGCAGUGCCAAUUAUUCGGAUUGAAGCUUUUGAUGAUAGUACAAUUCCUUAUGCCGAUCAAGAUCCCACUGUUGUUGAUGAUGAAGCACCUAUUCGAGGUGAUAUCAUUAUCAAUAUCACAGACACUUCCAAUGAAGUAGAAUCUCCGGUAGAUGCUGAUGAAUCAGCAGCAGCUGUGACGACAUCGAUACAUGCUGACGAUGAAGAUUCAGCUGCUGUUGGACAAAGGCGAAGGAAUUUGAGAAAGAAUUCAAUUUCGAUGCCAACUGGAUUGGAUAUGGAACGUUUGCAACAGUUACAAGAGAGUGGUCUCGGAAGCGCAUGUCAAAGUGCUACUGAUGAGAUUUCUGGUUCUGUUACAUUCAGUGUACCUGAAAAGACUGUUACUACUUUUGCCUUUGAUUCAUUGGAAGAUGGGAGAGCGAGAGGAAAACGACCUUUACAUCGAGACAAUUUUCGAAGUAAACGAAGAGGAUCUAUUGCACCAUUACCCUCCUUGAGACUAAACAACAAAGAAAUGUUGUCCGGUGAAUUUGACACGCAAAGUGUCAUGAGCAAUCAAGCCUCAAUAACAAGCAUAAAUUCCAUUGCUAGUCUGCUGAGAGAAAAAAUGCAGGCUGUUCCACAAAUGAUCCGCAAAAAGAAAAACGAAACAAAAGACUAUAAUCUUAAGAUGUUUGUUGUGUCCUUAUUCUUUAUCAUAGUUUUUCUGAUCGGAUAUGCCUAUAUCAUGUAUCAUCGUAAAGUUCUCACACGUUCCUACUUUUCCAAAGCAAAAUUCAAAGCCACUGAUAGAGUUCUUCGAAUAUUAAACACUGACAAUGAAGAAAUGAUCUCAGCCAAAUUGGGGGUAACCCUUGGAAGUGAAACCAUCCCGUUUCCCUGUCUUGAAGAUAAAAUGCUCAACGAUGGAAGUAUUUGCUUAGAAUGGAAUAAUCUAGCUAGACUCUAUAUGAAAUAUGAAGAUAAAAAUCAAUUCCGUUGCUACUCCGUGCAUUGGCAAGCUUUGGGAAAUGGAGUUUAUCCCACCGAUUGUUACGAAUUGGCGCCCGAUAAUGGACUAUGGUUUGGCGGUGGACCAAUGAGAAAUGUCGACUGGACUUUGACAAGAACAAAUUUCCCAUUUGCACCAUUUAUAACUGGCGACAUGAAAGUUCAUCAAUUUGGAAACACUUUGAAGCGUUAUUUUAUCAAUUCUCUCGGAAUAAGUCUCCAAAUUAACGACUCAAAUCCACUCUACAUCUCAGCUAAUCAAUCACAAAAUACAUUUUGUCUUCGAGCUAUGAACGACGACUACGCCUAUGUCAACCAUCUGACUCAAUAUCCAGAGUUACAAUAUAAAGUUUGUGUCGCCGAUGACAUGCGAAGUCUCCACAUGCUCCGAACGCAACAAAGUCUUUGGGAGAGUCUCAAAGAACAAGACAUAAAAACUCUCCAUUCAAUUAUAGAAGAACCAAUUUAUAAGAUUCCCUUCGAUAAUGAAACGUCUUCGAUAAACGAGACCAGCAUUUACAAUUACUCCGAAGAAGUUAUUGCAACGGGUUUUAUGAAACUUGGUCACAUUUUAGUGAAUGAAUUUUGGCAGGAGAAUGUUGGAGACUUUACUGUAGACAAAAUUCGUUUCCCUACUUUGAAAGACACGAUAGAAGUUCUUCAUCGAAGAGGCUUUAAGAUUGUUUUAACAGUUCAGCCUUUUAUCAGUACUGACAGUCCGACUUUUAAAGAGGCUGUCCAUAAAAAACUUCUCAUCUACGAACGUCAUUCGGAGAGAAGUAUACCAGCUCUAACGAGAUAUAAGAGUUCGUCAAGUGCUGGAGUAGUGGAUAUAACCAAUAACGCAUCGAUACCUUGGCUAUUAGAAAAACUGCAGGCAGUUGUCAAAGAAUACCAAGUCGAUAGUUUCUUUUUAGAUUUAGGAACUGGUUAUAAUCUACCCCACUAUUAUCAAUGCAGAGAGACUCUUCGAAACCCUGAUAUGUAUGCGAAAUUAUUUACAUCAAGUUUCGAGGGAAUUGGUUUUAUGGGAGUUUCAACGGCAACAGUUGUGCCAAAACCACCAGCAUUUCUAAGCGCACCACCAGUGAAUUCUUCAUGGGCAGGACUCAAAGAAAUCCUUUCGACAGUCCUAAGUUAUGGUGUGAUUGGUUAUCCCUUCAUUAUGCCUGGUGCAAUUGGAGGUGAUUAUUUACUAAAUAAAUCGCUGUCAAAAAUGACAUCAUUCUAUUCAUUACGACAAGCUGAUUUACCUAAUCAGGAGCUAUUUUUAAGAUGGCUUCAACUUAUUACAUUCCUACCUUCAAUGCAAUUUAGUCAUUUGCCGUCCGAAUAUAAAAGUGAUUAUGUUACGGAUGUUGCUAAGGAAUUAACAAAUGUUCGGCAUAAGACUGUCAUUCCAUUGCUGAAGAAGUGUCUAUCGGAUUCGCUGAAUGAGGGCUUACCAUUGGUGAGACCGUUGUGGAUGUUGGAUCCAAAUGAUCCAGCAUGUUUGAGUGUUGAUGAUGAAUUCUCAAUUGGUGAGGAAUUAAUUGUGGCACCUGUGCUGGAAGAAGGUGUUUAUGUUAGAGAAGUUUACCUACCUCAAGGUGUUUGGAAAGAUGGUAUCGAUGGCUCUCUCCGAAAGGGCAGCCGUUGGAUACACAAUUAUAAUGUGCCAAAAGAAAAAAUUGCAUAUUUUGUUAAAUUACCUGACAAUACCAGAUUUUAGGUUGUGAAUAUAACAAAAAAAAAAAUAUUUAAAGACAAAAACUAAUUAAAGAGAAAACUAUUUUUAGUCAUAAUUCUAAUACAAUAAAUCCAAUUUUAAAAUUAAGUUUAUUAUAAUAAUUGU